Striga asiatica is the source of this 1533-nucleotide messenger RNA. Lineage: Eukaryota; Viridiplantae; Streptophyta; Magnoliopsida; Lamiales; Orobanchaceae. The record is from the annotation of a GenBank genome assembly.
GUUGCAACAAAUCUCUCUUUCUUAUUUCUCUCUCUCUCCCCGUGUCUAUCAUCGUCCUCAUUUUCCUUUCUCCUAUUACAGUGGAUUACUCGAGAAUUUAUUAGAAAAUUACCUACUUUAUUCCUAAAUAAUUACAAAAGACAACAGCAUCUUGUUAAAAUUUUGAUUUACACUCCUGACUAAUUAGCACUGUGGAAAUUUUGAAGGUACUGUCGGACUUAAGGUAAAGAAAUAUGUCAGGUGGGCUUAACCGAUCUUCAAGCGCUGCUUCUAAGAAUGUCCUUCCUCCUCAAGAACUCCUGGAUGAUCUCUGCAGCCGCUUUGUCCUGAAUGUGCCAAAAGAGGAUCAGCAGUCUUUUGAGAGGAUUUUGUUUCUUGUGGAGUAUGCACAUUGGUUUUACGAAGACAAUUCAGUUGAGAAAAAUCCGUCUUUGAAGCUCAUUUUGGGUGUCCUUUUCUAUGAACAUGAGCUGCAAACAGUGUUUAACAACUGUGAUGUUCUAAAGCCCUACGUUGCCCACAUAGAUGACAUAUUUAAGGACUUCACUUCAUAUAAAGUUCGAGUUCCAGUGACUGGGGCAAUUAUACUGGAUGAAACUUAUGAAAGGUGUUUACUAGUGAAGGGAUGGAAAGGAACUAGUUGGAGCUUUCCCCGCGGGAAAAAGAGCAAAGACGAGGAAGACCAUAAGUGUGCGAUUAGAGAAGUGGGGGGUCAGACAUAUGGAUUGCUGCGUUCUUCUGUCCUAGAGGAAACAGGAUUCGAUGUUUCAAAUCUUCUUAGCAAAGAGGACCACAUUGAGAUGAUUUUCGGGCAGCAGAGAGUAAGACUGUACAUAAUUGCUGGGGUGAAUGAUGAGACAUAUUUUGCUCCACAGACUAAGAAGGAGAUCAGUGAAAUUGCAUGGCAGCGGCUGGAUGAACUUCCAGCAAACAACGAUGUCAUAUCUCGUGGGACAACAGGCCUCAAGCUCUAUAUGGCAUGGAUUUCAGUGCAUCCACCUAUUGCUCCCAGAUCAGAUAAACCUUGCAAAGGAAUUAGCGUGUGGAGGGCUAAACAUGGUUCUAGUGGAGGCAGCUCAACAGCAGUCGAGAGCCAGCUGAGUAGAGCUGUAGCUGAUGUGCGUCCUCCUGAGGCUGUCCAAGUGAGAAGCUUCGUGAACUUCCGGUUUGACACUGGCCCAAUAUUACAAGCUAUAGAUCUUGCAUUCUCUGCUUAAGUGGCCCAAGUAUUCCUUAUAUAGAAAUUUGCAUGCAUGCAUAUUAUUUGAACCCUUUGAAAGGCCAGUUCCCUUAAUUCUGACACAUUUAAGUCAUUAACGCGCCUUGGUGGCACUAGUUGAUGUACAUUUUGUUCCUAGUUUACUUUUGGCUUCAUAUGUAUUAUGUGCGUAGAGAAUGUAUUGGCGAAUAGGUCAGUUUGAUUAUUGUAUUUCUCUACUCUUUAGUUAUUGGUAUGGAGUGUUGGGUUGUUUACACUGUUGAUAGCUUUUGUGAAUUUAUUUGAAAACAAAACCGUGGUUUUUGUUGAAGUAA